Trypanosoma conorhini is the source of this 1035-nucleotide messenger RNA. RefSeq names its product putative dynein arm light chain, axonemal. Gene Ontology annotation, cellular component: axoneme. Lineage: Eukaryota; Euglenozoa; Kinetoplastea; Trypanosomatida; Trypanosomatidae. The transcript has a single exon. Gene Ontology annotation, molecular function: dynein heavy chain binding. The coding region runs from base 1 to 1035 and encodes 344 amino acids. The record is from RefSeq and is a predicted model, not a curated record.
AUGUCGCACGCGGGGAGUCGGGGGAACGUGUACGACGAAAAGGGCACCGUGCUCUACCGCGCCGUGCCGGAGAACUCGUCCGCGGUGAGCGGCAAGAGCGAGGAGGAGAGCACGGCGGCUGGAGGCGCGGCGGUUGACUUCUCCACGACGGCGCCGCCCAACGCGUCCGCCAUGAAUGUCACCGCCUCCGUGGCCCUGCGCUCCAGGGCGCCGCGGAUCAGUAAGUCCGUGUCGUUCACCCGCCCGCCAGUCGCGAAUGCCCCGGCGGCCGCGACGAAGAAGGAGGCGCCAAAGCUGAUUCAGAACAGCCUGACCCCGGAGCAGGCGCUGCUGACGCUGUUUCCCCCCGAGCCACUGCAGGACACCGAGAACGGCAGCAAGAAGGAAAGGAAGGAGUUGGGCUUUUCCGAUGCGGCGACCUCCACCAUCUGCACCGCGCGAGAGCCCGGCGAGCGUCGCUGGAUGAAGGUAGCGGCGAUUGAUCACACCAGUCGCCUUGACUGCGUGCAUCUGCAGGACCACCUGGAGCGCCGAUGCAAAGAGGAGAACGCGCGCCCGUCAGGGGUUGUCUGCCGAAUCCGCGAGGAGAUCUACACCGACGGUCUGAAGGAGCUGAUACGACAGACGACGGUGCUCUGCCCCGAGCGUGGGCUGCUGCUUGCCGAGCUUGCGACGGAGAUGUGGCAGACGACAAAGAAGUACGAUAUUCUCUUUGACAGCGCCUGUCAGUACGCCGUGCGCAAGGCGAUUGAGCGCGACAUGCGGAGUUACCUGUUUGACGACAAGAUGCGUUUGGAGAGUGAGGUGCGGCGGCUGGAGAACCGCGUGAAUGAACUGCGGGCGAAGCACGACGGCAUGCAGGAGCGCUUCGAGGAGCUGAAGCAGGCGGAGCAGAGUAGACACGAAGAGGAGGUGCAGUACCUCAAGAAGGUCAAUCAGCAGAUCGUCAGCGAGAUCAAACGGAUCACGGCGUUAGAAAAGGCGAAAGCCACAGCAGCGGCACAGGCACAGGCACAGGUACAAAACACCGUGUAG